This is a messenger RNA of Aplysia californica (California sea hare), 1394 nucleotides long. RefSeq lists its product as uncharacterized. Gene Ontology annotation, cellular component: cytoplasm. The transcript is spliced from 10 exons. Gene Ontology annotation, molecular function: nucleotidyltransferase activity; tRNA binding; double-stranded RNA binding. Lineage: Eukaryota; Metazoa; Mollusca; Gastropoda; Aplysiida; Aplysiidae. Gene Ontology annotation, biological process: regulation of translational fidelity. The coding region runs from base 1 to 1245 and encodes 414 amino acids. The record is from RefSeq and is a predicted model, not a curated record.
AUGCCUCUCAGCAUGCUUGCUAAUCCCGCUCCCACCCUGACCUCCGACUUCAUGGAAAAGGAAGAAGCAGAGGAUGACUACAACGAGUACGAUGGCAUCGAUCUAAAAAUAGUGGACACCACCAUGUUCAUUGCCAGUACCGUCAGCCUUAUGGCUCUCUCAGCUUUGGAAGCAACCAAUCAGACGCUGCCCAUCCCGUGGCUGAUGGUCGCCGGGUUUUUCCUCCACGCUUAUGCUGCCCGUCUCGCCUACGCCGCGGGUUCUCUGUCCAGAGCCUACAGUGGUGUGGUCCUGAGCCUCUUCUACAUCACCUGGAUAGCUUUCUUGCUCAACAAUAACUUUUCAUUUUCCCUGCGUCCAGUAUCAAUUGGUCUGCUAUGUUUGUUCACUGUCGUCAUAAUCCUAUCUCCGACCUUCACCCGCGUGUGGAUGCCCUUCAGUCUGUUCAUGGAAGUGUGCUUCGUCGCCCUGGUGCUGACCACAUUUGGCGUGUGCCCCAGGUGGAUGGUUCUGGUCACGUCACUCCUCGCUGCUCUGGUGAGCAUGUACGCGGCAGGUGCUGAGCUGAUCAACACGCUAGUGGGCUCACAUGUCGUCCCAGUGGGAAGACCAGCCAUCAAGCCUGCAGACGAGGGUCAGAGCGAUGUCCCACCACCAUGCCCUCUGUUCACAUCACGCCGUAGCUCCGCCCUCCGUCGUGUGGCCCGCCUAUUGGACAAUGGCUCAGUGGUGGGCGUGCCCACAGACACAGUGUACGCGCUCGGGGCUUCCUGUAAACACCCUGCCUCCAUCAAAAGGAUCUAUAUGGUGAAAGUACGUCAAACUCAAACUAAAUUCCCCCAUUCUAGUAAGCGCCUAGGCCUGGGAGACUCCAUCGGCAUCGUGGGCACCAAGGACAGUAUCUGCAUCCGUGUUCCAGACAGCUCCGUGUUGGCCUACCUAGUCAGUGUGUCCGGCCCCAUAGCCAUCACCUCGGCCAAUCCUAGCGGCGGGGAAGACAGCACGCAUCACGACAUGGUCAUUAACUCUCUCGGUGAAAAGUUGGACGGCGUGGUGUGCGAUGGGACAUCUAAUGAGCUGGUGGCCUCAACCGUGGUCAAUUGUCUCAAGAUCGAUGAAGGUAUAAUAACCUACUUCCGUAUCGGCUGCACACCUCAAGAAAUCGUGGACGGCCAUUUUGAGGCCGCCAAAGCGGAAGUGGCUUCCAAGUCUUCUGUUCACAACAUGCAAGAGAAACUAGCAUAACAUUGACUCAUAUAACGGUAAAGUUGUGUAAUACGCGAACAUGAAGGGCGGAUGACAUCUGUUAUUCUUUCCUCAGUCCACUGAAUGUCUGUUUUCUACGAAAUAUGAUUUUGAAUGGAAUAAGAAAGAAGACCAAAAAAAAAAAAAAA